GGCGAAUCACUGUGAGAAUUAGUUUAAGAGACACCACCAUUACGGAAACAUCUCUAUCUCUCAAAUGGAGAUAAAAAGUAAUAUAAAAAUGAAAUUUAUAAUUUUCUGUGUACUUCCUUGUUUAGUUAGUGCAGCUAAUAUACUUGUGCUCGAGACUACAGCAUCCCCCAGCCAUCACAUUUGGAUGAAAACACUCUUAUUAGCUCUUGCUGAGAAGAACCACAAUAUAACUUCCAUUUCUGCUGAUUUUGAUGUUGGGCAGAGUCCAAAUCUUCACUAUCUUCAUCUGGAUAAGGUUUAUGAAGUGCUCUAUGAUGAAACCAGUGAAGAUCAUUCCCAGAAUCUUGAUUUCUUUGCCAUGGGAGAAAUGAAUCCUUAUCUUGCGUAUUACAAUUUUGUAAGCUACAUGGCUCAGAACGUAAUAGGUUGUGUCAAAUCUACCGGUUAUCAACAGCUUCUAAAUUAUCCAGAUGACUUCAAGUUUGACUUGAUAAUAUACGACUUCAUAGCAGGACCUGUGCUUCUAAAUUUUGUUGAAAAGUUCGGAAAUCCGCCAAUUAUAGCUGCCACAGCAUUUUUUUCAUCAAAUUAUGCAAGCAAAAUUACUGGUGGCAUCUUAACACCUGCCUUUGUACCAUAUCCGCUUGUUAACAUGGAUUUAAGCAGUUUUUGGGGUCGAACAAAUAAUUUCCUAAUCUUUUUACUCGAUUACUUAGUACGAGAGUAUUAUAUUGGAUAUAAAAUCAAUUAUCAUGUGAAGAAUGAUUUUGCUACUGGUAAGGAUGUUCGCGAUAUUGAAAAACAGAUCAAAUUGGUUUUUCUAAACAAACAUCCGGCUCUGGAUAUGAUUGAACCUCUGAUGCCAAAUACUAUUCAACUUGGAGGACUUCAAAUCCAAAGAAACAAGGGUCUUCCCAAAGAUCUUCAAGAAAUAUUGGAUAAUGCAAAAAAUGGAGCGAUUCUCUUUUCUUUAGGAACAAAUGUUAAAAGCGAAAUGCUAGGAGAUGAUCGUAUUACAGAAAUCCUUGAAACCUUCAGAUCUCUACCUCAGUACACCUUUAUCUGGAAAUUUGAAGCAGACUCAUUGCCAGUAGAAGUCCCUUCUAAUGUUAUCAUUCGAAAGUUUGUACCCCAGAGUGAUCUCUUAGAACAUCCCAAUCUUAAACUUUUCAUCAGUCACUGUGGACUUCUCAGUACUCAAGAAGCUGUUUGGUUUGGCGUACCUAUUCUUGGACUACCCGUAUUUGCCGAUCAAUUCUAUAACCUAGAACUUAGUGUAAGAAAUGGAGUUGCCGAAAAAGGAAAUCUCGGGAAUAUCAAUCGAAAUUCAUUUAAACAAUUAAUUGAAAAAAUGAUUAAUGAUCCAAAAUAUCGAAACAAUGCAAAAACUCGUUCAAAUGUUUUUCGGGACCAGAAAGAGACACCACUUGAAAGAGGAGUUUGGUGGACCGAAUAUGUAUUAAGACAUCCAAAUAUGACUUUCAUGAGCUCUCCAUCGUUGAAUCUUGGAUUAACUCAGAGACACUCAUGGGAUGUCGUAGCUUUUAUAACUUCAAUAUUUAUUUUUUCUGUAUAUGUAAUUCUGAAAAUUUGCUGCCUUUCCUUUCGGACUUGCUUGAGGAAAAGGUCCCAAAAAUCAAAGACGGAAUAGUGAAAUUUGUACAAUGUAUAGUAGAUUCAAUAAAAAAUAUAAAUAAAGGAAUUUAAAAAUUGA
Phlebotomus papatasi is the source of this 1714-nucleotide messenger RNA. Its product is annotated as UDP-glycosyltransferase UGT5-like. The record is from RefSeq and is a predicted model, not a curated record. Bases 65 to 1651 code for a protein of 528 amino acids. Lineage: Eukaryota; Metazoa; Arthropoda; Insecta; Diptera; Psychodidae. The transcript is spliced from 2 exons. Gene Ontology annotation, molecular function: UDP-glycosyltransferase activity.